Messenger RNA from Orussus abietinus, 1590 nucleotides. It is a transcript of the gene VGAT, whose product is annotated as vesicular inhibitory amino acid transporter. Lineage: Eukaryota; Metazoa; Arthropoda; Insecta; Hymenoptera; Orussidae. Gene Ontology annotation, biological process: amino acid transmembrane transport. The record is from RefSeq and is a predicted model, not a curated record. Gene Ontology annotation, molecular function: amino acid transmembrane transporter activity. Bases 1 to 1590 code for a protein of 529 amino acids. Gene Ontology annotation, cellular component: vacuolar membrane. The transcript is spliced from 3 exons.
AUGGCGAAUUUCCGGGGAUUUUACAUUCCUUCCAUCGGAGCAACGAUAAACGUCGCCUGGGAAACGCUCAAGGCAAAAUGGCCCGAGAACAGUCCUUGCCUAGAACUGAUCCGCGGCCCUGAAGGAGGACAAGGUCAGGGACAGCAUGGUGAUUUUAAGACCUUUGGAGAAGGUCAGGAGACUACGGAGAUGACCUCAAUGAACGGGGAACAGGGCUACAGGGAUCAGAACAACGCGGCCGUUGCAGAGGAUUCCUUCAGCUACCAAAGAAGCGGGGACAAAAUCAGAACGGGAAGUCUCAGCAGCGGUGGAUUCAGCGAGUUCGACGACGGCGGGGAAUUUGGGAGUCCUGGGGUGAAAAUCAACGAAUGGCAAGCUGCCUGGAACGUAACGAAUGCCAUCCAGGGCAUGUUCAUCGUGUCACUGCCCUUCGCCGUGCUACGCGGUGGUUACUGGGCGAUCGCGGCGAUGGUCGGUAUCGCUCAUAUCUGCUGUUAUACCGGUAAGAUCCUCGUGGAAUGCCUCUACGAGUUGGACACCACGACGGGACAACGAGUAAGGGUACGAGACUCCUACGUGGCGAUCGCAAAGGAAUGUUUUGGCCCGACAUGGGGAGCCAGGGCGGUCAACAUCGCCCAGAUAAUCGAGCUCCUCAUGACGUGCAUCCUCUACGUGGUAGUGUGCGGGGAUCUGAUGAUCGGCACCUUCCCCGAGGGUGCCAUCGACACCAGGAGCUGGAUGAUGCUGAUAGGCAUCUUCCUCAUACCCCUAGGCUUCCUGAAGUCCCUGCAACACGUCUCCGUGUUAAGCUUCUGGUGCACCAUGUCUCAUCUCUUCAUUAACGCCAUAAUAAUCGGUUACUGUAUUCUGGAGAUAAGCGACUGGGGCUGGUCGAAAGUCAAGUGGACUAUCGACAUGAAGACCUUCCCCAUCUCCCUGGGUGUAAUCGUGUUCAGCUACACCUCGCAGAUCUUCCUGCCUACUCUCGAGGGAAACAUGGAAGAUCGGUCCAAGUUCGACUGGAUGCUGAACUGGAGCCACAUCGCCGCCGCGGCCUUCAAGUCCCUCUUCGGCUGGAUUUGCUUCCUCACCUUCCAGUACGACACCCAACAGGUGAUCACCAAUAAUCUCCACUCGGCUGGCUUUAAGGGCCUCGUUAAUUUUUGCCUCGUCGUUAAAGCCAUCUUGUCGUAUCCCUUGCCCUAUUACGCGGCCUGCGAGCUGCUGGAAAGGGCCUUCUUCAGGGGGAAGCCGAAGACCAUCUUUCCGACCAUUUGGACCGUGGAUAGGGAGCUCAAAGUCUGGGGACUAGCUUGGAGGGUAGGGGUUAUCGUCUUCACUAUUCUCAUGGCCAUUUUCAUCCCUCAUUUCAGCAUCCUCAUGGGAUUCAUCGGGUCUUUCACCGGCACCAUGCUCUCCUUCAUAUGGCCCUGCUACUUUCAUCUCAAACUUAAGAGGAACUCCAUGGAAAGGAGCGCGGUCGCGUAUGAUUGCCUUGUUAUAUUUCUGGGGGUUCUCUUCGGUGUCAUCGGGGUUUACGACUCCGGAACGGCUCUUAUAAAGGCCUUCGAAAUCGGUUUACCCUUCUAG